Messenger RNA from Papilio machaon (common yellow swallowtail), 1225 nucleotides. Its product is annotated as GATA zinc finger domain-containing protein 10. The record is from RefSeq and is a predicted model, not a curated record. The coding region runs from base 118 to 1044 and encodes 308 amino acids. Lineage: Eukaryota; Metazoa; Arthropoda; Insecta; Lepidoptera; Papilionidae. Gene Ontology annotation, molecular function: chitin binding. Gene Ontology annotation, cellular component: extracellular region. The transcript is spliced from 6 exons.
CGCGCCGACCGCGCAGUCUCUUCCCGCUCGGCCGCCAGACUCCGGCCGUUUCGCGCGCUUUUCUGACAGUUCCUGUGUUGCUAUUGCUACACUAGAAAAAUAGUGAAUUAAUCAAAAAUGAGAAUAAGAUGGUGUAUAAUGUUGGGCGCGGUGUUGGCGCUGGCCGCGGCUGCCUCCGAGGAGAGCGAGGACGGCGUGCCUGACGCAGGAGUCGAUGGUGACGAGGAAUUAGCGCUAAAUGAAGAGGAAACAAGAAACCUACGUCCGCGAGCGUACACUCCGGCGGCUUUCUCCAACGCUCUACCGAGCGGGUUCCGACCAACGCCAUCACUGGCCGAGCUGGCGGGCUACCAGCAGCGUCCGCAAGAGCAGCAGGAGUACGUCGUCGUACCCACCCGCCAGUACGAGGAUCAAAGGCCACAGCAAAGAGCGCCGCAUAGAAAGCAACAAGACCAACGUCCAGCUAAAUUCCAGCAGCAACAGAUCCAGGAAACAUUAGAAGAGGAGGAAGAAGAAGAGAAGGAGGAACCUGAUCGUCUGUCGCAGCUGCUGCAACAGUCCAAGUUCAACUGCGUCAGCAAACAGACCGGCUACUACGCGGACGAGGAGCUAAACUGCGAGGUCUUCCAUUACUGCCAGGAUAAUGUCAAGCACUCCUGGAUCUGUCCUGAGGGAUUCAGCUUCCACCAGGUGCACCUGAUCUGUAUGCCAUCGACUCAGGAGAACAUCUGCCAGAGAUCAUCAAAGUACCACUUCGUGAACGAUUACCUGUACCGGCCGAUCAACCAGGAGGAGGUGCAGCGCAAGCCCAACGUCUCCCUCAAGUACUCCGACCGCUUCUACCCCUCGGAGGUCUACAGGGACGACAGAUACGAACAGGAAGAAGAAGAAGAAGAGGAGGAGCAGGCCAGGCGCACGGUGGCGCCGCAGCCGACGCGUGCUGUGCCGCGCCCGCAGCAGCCGCAAGUGUUCCGCGCGCCCGAGGAGGUCAACAUACCUCUCGUGCAGAGACGCCCACAGCGCCCUUACGAAUUUGACUUCUAAACUUAACAUCUAACAAGUUAUUGAGUGAAACUGGUCACUUAUUACCAGAAAUAUAAACGCCUGAUUAAAUAAAAUAGCACGAUCAAUCAAUCAAGAAGAAUUAAAAUUUUGCUAUAUUGAAUAUGAUUGCUCAGUUUCCACAUUUUAUAAUUUUUAUAAUCUGCCGUUUGACGAAAACAUG